Monoraphidium neglectum is the source of this 1374-nucleotide messenger RNA. RefSeq names its product tRNA(5-methylaminomethyl-2-thiouridylate)-methyltransferase. Bases 1 to 1374 code for a protein of 457 amino acids. Gene Ontology annotation, biological process: tRNA processing. The transcript is spliced from 6 exons. Gene Ontology annotation, molecular function: sulfurtransferase activity. The record is from RefSeq and is a predicted model, not a curated record. Lineage: Eukaryota; Viridiplantae; Chlorophyta; Chlorophyceae; Sphaeropleales; Selenastraceae.
AUGGCCGGGUGCGAGCCCGGCCGCCGGCUGCGCGUCGCGGUCCUCGUCAGCGGCGGCGUUGACAGCAGCGUGGCGCUGUCCCUGGUGCGUGCCGCCGGCCACGAGGCUGUCGGGUUCUACCUCCAGAUCUGGUUCCAGGAGGACUUCAGGAACUUUUGGGACGCGUGCCCCUGGGAGGAGGACCUGGCCUACGCGCGGCAGGUGUGUGAGUCAGCGGGCGUGCCCCUGGAGGUGGUGCCCAUGACAGAUCAGUACUGGGACCGUGUGGUGGCGCACUCUGUGGCGGAAAUCAAGGCGGGCCGCACCCCCAACCCCGACAUGCUCUGCAACUCAAGGGUGAAGUUCGGUGCAUUCUUCGAAUGGCUGGACGAGCACCAGCCGGAGCGCUUUGACCGCGUCGCGUCUGGCCACUACGCACGCCUUGUGCGGCCACAAGCGGGGCUUCAUCGGCAGGUAGAAACCCACAGUAACAGCGGCAGCAGCAGCAGCAGCGGCACCGGCAGCUCCGAGGUGCGCUUGGCUCUCACACCCGACGCUGUGAAGGACCAGACCUACUUUUUGGCGCAGCUCUCUUCGCAGCAGCUCGCGCGAGCCAUGUUCCCCCUUGGCUGCCUGACCAAGCCACAGGUGCGCUCCCUCGCUGCGGCGGCGGGCCUGGCCACCAGCGGCCGCAAGGACUCCCAGGGCAUCUGCUUCCUGGGCAAGGUGCGGUUUGGUGAAUUUGUGCGCGAGCACCUGGGCACCUGGCCGGGCCCGCUGGUGGAGGCGGAGAACGGCGCAGUGGUGGGGCUGCACGAGGGCUACUGGUUCUACACUGUGGGGCAGCGCGGCGGCAUCAAGCUGCCGGGAGGGCCCUGGUAUGUGGUGGCCAAGGACAUGCGGCUCAACACGGUCAGCAUCAGUCGCAGGUACCACGAGCAAGGCAAGCGGCGCGACGCGUUCACAGCGGGACCCUUCAACUGGCUCGGCCCCGAGCGGCCGGACGUGUCCCCCGGGGCGCCCCCGCUGCUGGUCAAGGUUCGCCACGGCCCCGCCACCGCGCGCUGCCGCGUGCUGCUCGGCCCCGCGGCCGCGGUCGAGGCGUGGGCCGCGCGCAUGGCCGCGCUGGCCGGCAGCGAGGGCGGCGAGGGCGGGGAGGCACGGCAGCUGCGGGAAGAGGACGUCACGUGUGGCAGCGGCGUCGGCGGCGCCGGCCCGGGCGGUGAGCAGCACGGCCUGUUCCUGCUAGAGGAGCGUGACCAGGGCCUGGCGGCGGGGCAGUACGCCGUGCUGUACCAGGGCGGCACGUGCCUGGGGGCCGCCAAGAUCCAGGGCGCCAUCAACACGGCUGCUGUUGGUGGUGCUGCUGCGGGACCGGUGGGGGCAGCAGUGUAA